UUUGUUAGCAUAGCUAGCCGCGCGAUCCCGGAACCCUUCAUCCGCACUGACACAGUUGCUCACUGGUUUCGCUAACUGAACGCUCGAGCGCUGCGCUGCUGACAUGUCAGCAACGGGAAGCAGCAUGGCGCAGCAGGCGGGAGGCGCGCUCGGACGUGUUGGCUCAAUCCUCGCGAAGCCCAUCCCGCUGGGCCAGCUCUUUUCCAUUCCCAUCGAGCUUCACGCCUCGUUCUUCAUCGUGCUGGGCCUCCAGCUGCUGACAUCCAUCCCCCAAGGAGGCUGGGUCGUGUUGCUCUGGUCUAUCGUGCUGGGGCCGAUGCUGCUAGGGACAGUGCUGUUGCACGAGCUGGGACACUGCCUGGCGGCGAGGCAGGUGGGCGCCCACGUGUCCGGCAUCCUGCUGUGGCCGCUGGGCGGACUGGCCUUCAUCGGACAGACGCCCUCGCCCAAAGCGGAUGCGUGGGUGGCGCUCGCGGGCCCGCUGACCCACAUCCCGCAGGUGCUGGUGUGGUUGCUGUUGCUGCUGCCCGUGUAUCAUGCCGACACCGGCAGCUGGGCCGUCAAGCUGUAUGUGCCGUACCCGGAGGCGGCCCACUUCCUCCACUCCCUCUUCGCGUGCGGCGUCAUCAUCAACAUCUCGCUGUUCGCCUUCAACCUGCUGGUGCCCGCCUACCCACUGGACGGCGGGAGGCUGCUGGUGGACGGACUGCUGUGGGCGGGCGUGCUGCCGCGCAGGACUGCCUGGAUCACCAUCUGUGUGGCUGUGCCUCUGGGCCUGGGCGUCAUGGUGUACGGCUUCUACCCGCACUUCCAGAUGGUCACAAUCAUGGUGGCUGGAUUCAUCCUCUUCGCCACCUACCAGCUGUACCAGGCCGUGCGCGCCGACGCCCUGGCCCGCCACCCGCUCUUCUCAGCCGUGUAUAACAGCGGCGGUGCCGCCGGCGCCGGCGCCACGGGCGCCGCAGGCGGUGGCGGUCACGAGGGCCCCUACUUCAAGUUUGAGAGUGUCGUGGUGGAUAGCGCGGGCGGCGGCGUUGGCGCCGCUGGCGCGCCGCCGGCGCAACACCAGCAGCACUAGCGGCACAAGCAGCCGCACUGAGCAUGCCAGGAGGAGCGUGGAGUGGUUGAAUACGAGCAAAGAGUUGUGAGGCACGGAGAGCUCUGCCCCUCGAAGGAAUGGCCAUUCGGCACUAUUGCAUACCCUGUACAGCUGACUGCAUGAGGCUGUGUACGUUGAAGCGUUGUUCAUGUUACAUAUAUCGACAGUAUUAGGAAGUACGACAACCUACCAUGUGUGUGGGCACAGAGGGUCUGUAUGGCAAGCAUACGUCUGUGUACAGUACGCCCGUACCGUUACCCGUCCUACCGUUGUCUACCGCAAGCAGGUUUAGAAACCUUGCACCCUGCAGGACCAUGUACAGCAUGCAAGUCACGAGGAACCCACACCCGGCCUCGACCAAUGUGUACGAAGCACAAGCAUCUUACAGACCUUGGACGGGUGGACCAUGAACAGCGUUUGCACGGGGAAGUAACUCACUCCUUUCC
Molecule: messenger RNA, 1545 nt
Organism: Chlamydomonas reinhardtii
Lineage: Eukaryota; Viridiplantae; Chlorophyta; Chlorophyceae; Chlamydomonadales; Chlamydomonadaceae
Exons: 7
Coding region: 104-1078 (324 amino acids)
Biological process (GO): proteolysis
Source: RefSeq, a predicted model, not a curated record